Molecule: messenger RNA, 2231 nt
Organism: Ixodes scapularis (black-legged tick)
Lineage: Eukaryota; Metazoa; Arthropoda; Arachnida; Ixodida; Ixodidae
Exons: 8
Coding region: 1-1716 (571 amino acids)
Source: RefSeq, a predicted model, not a curated record
AUGGUAGCGGCCUUCGAAACUCGCUUCUGCUCCUUCAGUCUGCAUUGCACUCGUGCACCGCAUAAGGAGACGGUUUUCAACGCGUCAUCGCAGCCACAAUACCGCUGGUAUCGGCUUAAGGAUUUCCUGCCCGACAACUUCUGCUCCUUCAGUCUGCAUUGCACUCGUGCACCGCAUAAGGAGACGGUUUUCAACGCGUCAUCGCAGCCACAAUACCGCUGGUAUCGGCUUAAGGAUUUCCUGCCCGACAAGUACUGCGGCCUUCCUCGUGCCUACGUGACCGAGGGGGGCGUCUACGCGCCUGCAAGCAGUGAGCUUGUAAAGUGCUGUUUUGGUUUAAGCGCUUCUGUGAUUUUAUACUCUGCUGGACUGCCCCACUUUUUCAACAUGCCUAACGACGCGGAGAAUCGAGAGUGUAUUGUGUGUCUAAAAUCUCUAGGUUUGGAUGGUCAGGGGCUGAAAUGCUCCGUCUGUAACCACUGUGCGGCUUUGGCGUCGUUGCAGUUAAUUUUAGGUCUAUUAGAAAGCAGUGACAGCAGUGACAGCGAAAGCAGCGACAGCGACGAAGACGACGGAGAUACAAGCUCCUCCAGCUCGAGUGACGACGAGGCAGCCGUUCUCGGCGAAGUGUUCGCCGAGACGUUCGCCUUGCCAGCGAAGAGGCCCAAGAUAACCCGUUAUGUCGAAGACGUUGUGCGCGCCUAUUCGGAUGAAGAGUUCCGACGCAACUUUCGCCUCCAACGGGAGCCCGCCUACGCCGUGAUCGAGAGGUACGAGCGGUCUGUAUAUUACAGGGGAUCGAUUCACGGAGGGUCCAACCCGAAAACCGCCCAAGUUUGCAUCCUCUCUUUUCUCUGGUAUGCUGGUAACAAAACCUGCAUUCGAGAUGUUGCAGGCCGCUUUGACAUGGGGGAAAGCACCCUUUCCCGCAUCCUGAAUCGUGUGGCUGAGUUCCUGUGCAGCAUUGCUCCAGAUGAGAUCCGCUUUCCUGACGAUGUGGCAGCCCUUGCCAAGGAUUUUGAGGAGGUUUCAGGCUUUCCUGGGGUCGUGGGUUGCGUCGACGGCAGCUACAUCGGCAUCCGGUGCCCUGACAACAAGGUGAAGUCAACAUAUGUCAAUCGACAUGACAAGACUUCACUGACGUUGCAGGGCAUCUGUGAUCACAGACGCCGCUUUGUGGAUGUCUUCACGGGCCCACCAAGCAAGAUUCACGACUCAAGGAUUUAUAAAUUAUCGUUUGUGUCGCGGAUCAUCCCAUUUCUAUGCUGCAUGGGCAAGUAUCACCUUCUUGGCGAUGCAGCAUACCCGUUGAGGGAGACUUUGGUCACUCCUUUUCGGGAUUAUGGGACAUUGACUAACCAGCAGAAGAGCUUCAACACUAAGUUGAGCUCCACAAGGGUGCUCAUUGAGAAUGCCUUCGGGCUACUCAAACAGCGCUUCAGGCAACUGAUAAACCUGGAGUUCCCGACAGUGCGCCGAAUGUCCACGUUUAUCAUUGCUUGUUGCGUCUUGCACAACUUGUGCAUUGAUGCUGGGGACACUGAAAUCCGUGAUGCUGAGGUGGAAGAGCUGAGGCGCCAGGAGUUGCUCAGGGUGGACAGCAGGGGCUCGCCCGAGGAGGACCUGCCGGGCGUCUCUCUCUCGGAUGCCGCACUCAGGGUGCUCGGACGCAUCAAUAGGGACAGGCUGGUCUCAUCCCUUUUCCCCACUGGUUGAGCUCCUCGCGCAGGCAUCAAGCGCUCAAUGGCGCCCUGAGGCAGCUCCUGAUAGCCUAACUAUGCAAGUGCCAGGCAUUGGGGAAAAACAUUUACCGUGUUUUUUUCACCGACAAACUAACUCUGUGUUUUUCAUCAAUGCUCACUCUUCACGCAAAUAUGGUGCUGCGGUCCGGAAAAGUUGCCAAAGUUUCAGACUUUGCCGUCGCUAUUAAAGUUAUCAGCAGUUUUCUGAAAUUUUCAUUGAGAAAAAGGAGUAUGGGGGGGGGGGGUCGGUAUGAGGCCCACGAAUACAUGGUAAUAAGGGGUGUCGGCUACCUAAAGCAAACUCCAUUUUCACAUCUAAAAUUAGCAAAAAAAUGACAUAACUUUAACAGAUAACAGAAACCUCCGUUUCGACAUCGAGCAGAGACCAAUCGUUCGGUGACGCAGUUUAUUUUUUGCGGUGAAAAGAACACUAAAUAUUUUUCCUUGGAAACAACUGUACAUGGGUAACUUACUCUGUCAUGAAUGUUA